GGGAGCUUACAUAAGUAUGCCACCGGCUCAAUCAGUUGCCUGCUCCAUUUAAAUAGCAACCGCUCGUUUCCCGGAACACAGUUUACACACGGCAUUAGAAGUACGAGUAUAUGGGACAUGAAGUCGACAGUGUGGCUCGCUUUGCUGACCUUCAUUUGGAGAAGUGCCAGUGCCAACCUGAAAUGGGAUAUUUUGAACUGCAAAGUUGUUAGUGGAGAAUGUCCCAAUAAAGACGUAUCCUUCUGGCUGUACUCAAAUUCCACCCGCGAAAACCCUAUCCUGCUGAAUCCCCUUGACCUCAAUCCGAGGGACUUCCAACCGCCACGUCCUUUGAAGAUACUCAUCCAUGGCUACACAGGUCACCGUGACUUCGCUCCCAACUCCUUUAUCCGUCCCGUACUUCUCGACCACGAAGAUGUCUACGUUAUCUCUAUUGACUAUGGACCACUUGUGCCAGAACCCUGCUACCUUACGGCUCUACAGAAUCUUCCCCUAGUGAGUCGAUGCCUGGCCCAGUUGAUCAAUAACCUGGUGGAUCGGGCAAUUGUCCCAAACGACCAAAUCCACCUGAUAGGCUUCAGUUUGGGUGGACAGGUGGCGGGGCAGACGGCCAACUAUGUAAAGAGAAAGCUGAAGAGGAUAACUGGUCUGGAUCCUGCGAUGCCCUUCUUCAUCUUGGUAAAAUAUUCAGAAAUAUUGGACGAAGGAGAUGCUGAUUUUGUGGACGUCAUCCACACGGACGUUUUACGUCGCGGGGUUCUGUUCCGCCAUGGUCAUGUGGAUUUCUAUCCGAACUUUGGAAUCACACAACCUGGCUGCAUGGAGAACGGCAUUCUAAGUAUCAGUAGCUGUAAUCACGAGAGGGCUCCUCGCUUUUACGCCGAGUCCAUAAAUUCCACUGUGGGUUUCUGGGGACGGCAGUGUUCCAGUAAGUUGAUGUUUCUUUAUCGUUGUCCCACAACAGGAGAUCAAGCUCUGAUGGGCUAUCACGUAUCGGAUAAGUUGAGGGGCUCGUUCUACCUCCAGACCGCAAGUAAAUCGCCCUUUGCCCUCGGAAAAAUGGACAAUAGACGGACCCUGGCCAAGUUCCAUUUGAAUUUCGAUCACAAUGAAAUCGACAAAGAAUACGAACCACAGUUGGAGACGUUCCUUGAGUUGGAGGCAGUAAAAGUGGUGGAAAAAAUGGAUGAAGCCAGUUUGGAUAAGCAGUUGAACUGGAUCGAUCAGCCGUAAGAGGAACCUUUGUCCAGAAAUUUCAUUUAGUAGGUAAUGCAAAAUGUAAUAUAACCUGAUAUAUUUUUUAAAUUUAAAUUUUGUAACAUAUUAUUCAAUUUUAAACGGAGCCUCCCUAUGUGUCGCAGGCUGGCUGCUAUAUUACGCAGUGCUAAAAGUAAUGUUAACAGAUACUGUUAUUUCAAAAGUGAAUAUCAAAAGCAACUAAAAUUUUCUACAAUUCAAAGCCGGAAAAUAAUUUAUUUCUUUUAAAUAAAAUGUAAAUUUAUGGCA
Molecule: messenger RNA, 1506 nt
Organism: Drosophila teissieri
Lineage: Eukaryota; Metazoa; Arthropoda; Insecta; Diptera; Drosophilidae
Product: pancreatic triacylglycerol lipase-like
Exons: 3
Coding region: 118-1233 (371 amino acids)
Biological process (GO): lipid metabolic process
Molecular function (GO): lipase activity
Source: RefSeq, a predicted model, not a curated record